Molecule: messenger RNA, 2190 nt
Organism: Bradysia coprophila
Lineage: Eukaryota; Metazoa; Arthropoda; Insecta; Diptera; Sciaridae
Source: RefSeq, a predicted model, not a curated record
GAUCGAAUUUCUGAGUUGAAAAUGUCAUUGAUCGAAACGAAGGACAAUUCGACUUUGACGAAAAAUGGUUUGGUAAGAAAGAGACGUGUUUUCAAGAUGCCGCUCAAAGAAAGGUUGGCCGGGAAAUUUCAGCUGCAGCAAGAGAUCCAUCCAUUACGUACCGCAUGUCAGCACGGAGAUUGUAAUAAGAACGUACCUCAACAACGUCGUCUGGAGAUAAACAAGGAAUUUUGGCAAAUGAAAUUCUCAGACAGGUAUACAUUUGGAGUGCAAACAAUCUCCCGUAAAGAUAUCAAACAACGUCGAAGAAACACAAGAGCCAUUAAAAACAACACGUUCCAAUACUUCUUGAAAGAUGAAAAUGGGGAAAUAAAGCGUGUGUGCCAAACAUUUUACUUGACAACGUUAGGCUUUUCAAAACGCAACGACAGUUUCAUCAAAACAGCGAUGGGUAACGCCAGAUACAAAAUACCAUUGCCCAGAUCGUCUAAACGUGGAAGUCAUGACAGACCGAAUCGAAAAGACUAUGAAUGUAUUGUUUCACACAUCAGAUCGUACAAUCCCAAUGUGUCACACCAUCGGCGGGAGCAUGCACCGAAAAAAAUAUACCUGCCUGAAAACCUAACCAUCACAUCAAUGCAUACACAUUUCCGAGAAGAAAAUCCUCACGUCCAGUGCUCUUACUAUCUCUACAGGCGCAUAGUAACCAACGAGUUAAACAUAUCGUUCACAAAAUUAGGGCACGAGCAAUGCGAAACCUGUGAGGAAUACGAUUUACACAAGAAGUGCAAUCCCACUUGUGAUACUUGCGACUUAUGUGUAGAGUUCCAGUUUCACAAAAAAAAAUACACGGAAUCAAGAGCAUUGUACGACAAACAGCGUCUACUAAAUACUGAAACAAAAUCGUUUUACUCGGCGGAUUUGGAAAAGGUGAUCAUGUUGCCGCGCCUAGAGAUGUUUAAAGAAGUAAUUUUUUCAUCACGGCUGUCAGCCUACAACCACACAUUCGCGCCACUUGGAGGAUAUCAGAACAAUCCUCGAACGUCAGAAGUUGUAGCCGUUAUUUGGCAUGAAGCGAUAUCUGGUAGAUGCAAAGAGGAUAUAACAAGCGCGUUUUACAAUUUUUUAAUUCAUAAGCGAACCGUGGAGGAACAUGUUUUGUGGCUCGACAAUUGUAGCAGCCAAAAUAAAAACUGGACGUUGUUCAGUUUCCUGGUUUACAUGAUCAAUUCAGAGUUAAUCGAAGCUACCAAAAUUCAAUUGAAUUACUUUGAGCCCGGACAUACUUUCAUGUCAGCAGACAGCUUCCACUUCCAGGUGGAAAAGUCAUUGACAGAAAUGAACAAAGUAUAUGAUUUCAACGAUUUCCAGACCGCUGUAUCAAAUGCUAAUUCGGGACAUGUAACUGUGAUACCAAUGGAGGCGGCUAAUUUCAUGAAAUGGCAAGAUUGUUCGUCUCGACCGAAAAGAACGUCUUCUCUGUACAUGCAUGAAAUGGUUCAAGUAACUGCGGAGAGAGGAAGCUUUACUUUGAAAUGCAAGAAGAGUUUCUCUUCGAUGGAAGAGAUCGACCUUGAUUUUCUCCAAAAAAAAUAUGCGAAAGGCGAAAUUCCAGCACCUCCGGCAGAGACUUCUGUUUGUGGCAUUCACGAAGAACGGAAAAAGAGCAUCCUCAAGCUAUGUUCCAUCUUUCCAACCGAAAAAAUGGAAUUCUGGCAAAACCUAGCUGUAAAUAAAGCGAGUUCGAAAUCGAUAGUUUCGGAUGGCUCUGUAACCCAACGUAAAAAAGUUCCCAGGCUAAGCCGUCAAACAGAAAACACUGUGAUUCAAAGCAAUUUAAAACCAAAGAGAGGUCAAUUUAAGAAAAAUACCGCACUAGUCAAGCAAGUAACGACCACAAAUUAUUUGCCUACGAAAAAUCAAGAAACGAAAAAAAAAUAUCCGAAAACGAGAAUUCUUGGUGGAACUUCUUCUACCCAAAGCAAAAAAAAUCCACGGCGAGGACGUCAAGCUGAAGAGGCUGGCAAUACCGAAAAAUCGAAAGGAGUUCAAUACAAGACUAUGAAUGUGUCAACAGAAGCAAGGCUGUGAACAACCAAAAACUGGCUCCGAAGACCAAAGAAACAACGACUAAAAAACCAACCACCAAAGAGCCGAUCACCAAAAAACCAACCACCAAAGAACCAGUCA